CCUCUGAAGAAAACAAAGAACCACAAGAGAAAAGGCACCCUGAUUAUACUGGAAAGCUUCGAAAACAGAGAGGGGGAAAGACAUGGCAAUGUGGAUACCAGUAACUUUGGUAGCAGGACUGCUGAGUAUUUUGCUCUUUCUGAAACAACUCUGGUCACACAAGAACUAUCCUCCAGGGCCUCUUCGGCUUCCUAUCAUCGGAAGCGCAUGGCGGAUACUCAUAGACUUUUCUCAGGAUACUUUUAUUAAGCUGGCAAAGGAAUAUGGAAACGUUUACACUGUAUGGUCAGGGAGUUUGCCUGUGGUGGUGAUGUCUGGAUUCGAAGCAGUGAAAGAAGCGGCAAUCAACCAUUCGGCAGAUUUUGAUGAGCGGCCAGUGACUCCUUUCUUUGAAGCCAUAGGGAAAAAAAGCGGUAUUAUAUUUUCAAAUGGUCACAUCUGGAAACAACAGAGGAAGUUUGGCUUGGUGACCAUGCGGAAGCUGGGACUGGGGAAGAAAGGCAUAGAGCAGCAAAUACACGAGGAGGCCUAUCACCUGGUUCAGGCCUUUGCAGAUGCAAAACGACAGCCGCUUGACCCUGCAAUACCCAUCACUAAUUCUGUCACUAACGUGAUCUGUGCUCUGACCUUUGGUCAGCGGUACUCUCUCAGAGAUGAAGAAUUCCUCAAGUUGAGAGAUGCCUUAAAGACUUUUGUAGAUGGUACAGCAACCAUAUACCAUCUUCUGUAUGACCUAUUCCCAUGGAUCAUGAAACAUCUCCCAGGACCUCACAAGAGGUCCAUUGCUGCCCGCGAUUUUGUAGCUGACUUUGCAAUGAAGGAGAUACAAAGGCAUAGAGUGCAUGAGGCGGUGCACGAGCCACGUGAUUUCAUCGAUUACUAUCUACUUCAGAUGGGGAAAAGCAAGAGGGACCCCACUUCUACCUACAAUGAGGAGAACCUAGUGCAGUGCAUUGCAGACCUGUUUGCCGCAGGCACAGAAACAACCACCACCACCCUUUACUGGGCGUUCCUCCUCAUGGCAAAUUAUCCAGAUGUUCAAGAAAAAGUCCAGAAGGAGAUAGACAAUGCUUUUGGUUCCUCUGAAUUUUUUUCCUACCAAGAUCGGAGGAAAGUGCCGUACACCAAUGCUGUGAUUCAUGAGAUCCAACGUUCCAGAUAUAUCUUAUUGUUUGGAGUCCCCAGACAAUGCUCAAAGGAUGUGAACAUUUUUGGGUUUUUCAUUCCAAAGGGGGCCACUGUUAUUACAGAUCUCCGGUCUGUUCUUCUUGAUCCUAAGAAAUGGGAGACCCCUGAAAAGUUCAACCCAAAUCAUUUUUUGGACAAGGAUGGACAGUUUGUGGAGAACGAAGCAUUCCUUCCAUUUGGAGCAGGGGCCCGUGUGUGUGUGGGGGAGCAGCUGGCAAGUAUCGAAAUCUUCAUCAUCUUCACCAGGAUGCUGAGGGCAUUCACCUUGCAGGCACCAGAAGGGGUGAAAAGAAUCAGUGAAGAACCCAUAGUACGAUUGACUACCCCUCCCUGUCCUUAUAAAAUCUGUGCUAUUCCCCGCAACAAUGGAUCAUAA
This is a messenger RNA of Gekko japonicus, 1564 nucleotides long. RefSeq names its product cytochrome P450 2J2-like. Lineage: Eukaryota; Metazoa; Chordata; Lepidosauria; Squamata; Gekkonidae. Gene Ontology annotation, cellular component: intracellular membrane-bounded organelle; cytoplasm. Gene Ontology annotation, biological process: arachidonate metabolic process; xenobiotic metabolic process. Bases 83 to 1564 code for a protein of 493 amino acids. The record is from RefSeq and is a predicted model, not a curated record. Gene Ontology annotation, molecular function: iron ion binding; oxidoreductase activity, acting on paired donors, with incorporation or reduction of molecular oxygen, reduced flavin or flavoprotein as one donor, and incorporation of one atom of oxygen; heme binding. The transcript is spliced from 9 exons.